Messenger RNA from Nezara viridula (southern green stink bug), 867 nucleotides. Lineage: Eukaryota; Metazoa; Arthropoda; Insecta; Hemiptera; Pentatomidae. The record is from the annotation of a GenBank genome assembly.
CUUUCACUCCCCCCUCCCACCACUCUACUGCCUGGUCGUGUCUAUAUAAAUUGCCGCUGACAUUCAGAUUUUCCGCAGAGUAUGUUAGCUGACAGUUAUUAAUAGAUUAUAGAUAUGUUAAUUUUGUACGGUUUGUUAUUUUUAUCGACGUCAGUCAUUUCAAUACCUGCCGAAAACACUACGCCACAGGUGUCAUUGACAUUGUAUUAUGAAACUUUAUGCCCUUUUUGCCAAAAUUUUUUCUCAAAUGAACUAGCUCCAACAUUCCUCGAUAAGGAUUAUGGCCCACUCUUCAAGUACCUUAACUUGGUACCGUUUGGAGUCGCUGAAGUAAUGAAUUCCACAGCUCACAAGAUUGUCUGCCAACAUGACGAAGUCGAGUGCCAAGGGAACAGAUUCCACUCCUGCGCCAUCAAACACAUUAAAGAUAAAAAAGCCCUUGUGAAUUACAUUAGCUGUCUGAUGGAUUCGGUUGAGGUGGAUUCUGAGGAGGAUGAAGAGUAUCCUGUGGACAAGUGCCUAGAUAAAGUUCCUGAUGGGCUCUUCCCAAAGAUCAUGAAAUGCUACAACUCUGAAGAGGGGUGGAAAUUGUUGGAAGAAUAUGGAAAAAUGACUAAAAAAUUCUUCAAUGACGGAGAAGAGUUCGUGCCUUAUGUAUCUUUUAAUAAUGAAAAAAAUGAUGAUUUAGCAAUGGAAGCCAUUGAAGACCUCAAGAAAAUCAUGAGCCGUCUUACUGGCAAACAGUAUUCAUCUUCAUCUGAAGAGGAAUAUGACUAAAUUGUUGCAUUAUAAGUUUUAACAGUUCAUGAAUAGGUUUUAUUUCAUUUACACCAGACACAAGAAAUAAAUAAAUGUUCUGUUUUCUUG